This is a messenger RNA of Ectocarpus sp. CCAP 1310/34, 573 nucleotides long. Lineage: Eukaryota; Phaeophyceae; Ectocarpales; Ectocarpaceae. The record is from the annotation of a GenBank genome assembly.
AUGAAGCUCGCUCUCACUCUCUCGGCUGUGCUGGGCGUCCUCUCCACGCGUGUAGAAUGUUUCGUGUCUAGCGGAGGCUCUGCCCUCGCGUGCGGUGCCCGCUCAAACAAGCUAGCAACGAACAGCGCCUUCGUCCAGCCCAUACCGAGCCGACGCGUGGCAACCGUGGAGCGGAGGAGGAGGAGCGGCGAUCUGGGCAUGUCCACGGUAGUCGUCCCCUCGGACUUCAAGCUCCCGAUAGGCAUCGCCGGGCUCGGGCUAGCCAUCACGGGGCUCGGCAACGUCGGGGCUGGAUUCCCCGUCAGCAUCGUGGGGCUGUUGCUUGCCCUUCAGGCGACGAGGGUCAAGUUCGAGUUUGAUGAUGUGGCGAUGGAGGUGAAGAUAGGCGAGAAGCCGGACGAGCUGGAGAGCUCGGGCGAGAACGCCUUUGUCGGUGGAAAGUCGCGUUGGAACUACGACACGUGGACGAACUGGGAGGUCUACCCGAGCGAGAAGCUGCCCAUUCUCAUGUACUUCAAGGAGACGCAGACCAAGCCGGAGGGACAAAUUGUGAGGGAUUCAUCGAAUGUUUGA